Hypomesus transpacificus is the source of this 1189-nucleotide messenger RNA. RefSeq names its product proteasome 20S subunit beta 8A (gene psmb8a). Gene Ontology annotation, cellular component: proteasome core complex. The record is from RefSeq and is a predicted model, not a curated record. Gene Ontology annotation, molecular function: threonine-type endopeptidase activity. The transcript is spliced from 6 exons. Lineage: Eukaryota; Metazoa; Chordata; Actinopteri; Osmeriformes; Osmeridae. Bases 240 to 1067 code for a protein of 275 amino acids.
CUACAUGUAGUAUUAUACUGUCUAUUGUCUUCCACAUCGUUGCCUGUAUGAACCAUGACAGAAUUCUUAGUUAAGAACAUAUGAAGAUACCUAAAAAUCCCUUUCGGUUUCAUGAAAGGCAAUAAGGAAAAAAACCAUCGACGCACCAGCGCAAAGGCAGCAUCUAUUUUCACUUUCACCUGAGCUGAUUUCGAUUUAUUUUCUGUUUGUCUAUAUUAUAUAUUUAGUUUUUAUUAAUAAUGGCCCUCUUCGAUGUGAGUGGUUAUAAGACUUGUAAAGAACUUCGUGGACAGAUUCUUGGAACUAGUCAAAGGCAUCUAAUUGACCGAACGAAUCAUUUUACGUUUGGAACAACAAAGCAGGAAUUCGCUGUGCCACUGGGCGUUGAUCCCUCAGGCUUCCUGAAGUCAUGCAGCCGUGAGAAUGGCGUGUCCAUUGACCUCAACCACGGUACCACCACGCUGGCUUUCAAAUUCCGCCAUGGGGUCAUCGUGGCGGUGGACUCCAGAGCCUCAGCUGGCAGUUACAUCGCGUCCAAGGAGGCUAACAAGGUGAUAGAGAUCAACCCUUACCUGCUGGGGACCAUGUCUGGCAGUGCUGCAGACUGUCAGUACUGGGAGAGGCUGCUGGCCAAGGAGUGCAGGCUGUACAAGCUGAGGAACAAGCAGAGGAUCUCGGUGUCUGCUGCCUCCAAGCUGCUGUCCAACAUGAUGCAGGGGUACAGGGGCAUGGGGCUGUCCAUGGGCAGCAUGAUCAUUGGCUGGGACAACAAGGGCCCCGGACUGUACUACGUGGAUGACAAUGGGACCCGUCUGUCUGGUCGUACGUUCUCCACCGGCUGUGGUAGCAGCUACGCGUACGGCGUGGUGGACAGCGGUUACCGGGAGGACAUGACGGUGGAGGAGGCCUACGAGCUGGGACGGCGCGGCAUCGUCCACGCCACCCACCGGGACGCCUACUCUGGAGGAGUGGUCAACCUGUACCACAUGCAGGAGGACGGCUGGAUAAAAGUGUGUAAGGAGGACGUGUCAGAGCUGAUCCAUCGCUACAGGAAGGGCAUGUUCUGAUCCCAGAUCAGCGCAAACAAACGUUCACAUUCACACAAACUUACAUAUUUACGUAAAUACAAACAAUCUGUCAGUUCCUGUCUGAUGUCAACAUACUUCAAAUAAAGUAAAUUCAAAUACUG